AUGUACGCUUCCGCUUUGUCCCUCGCCAAAUGGGGCGUCGUCUUCUCUGCGGCUUCUGCAGCUGCUGGCAAUGUCCAUAUUGCUCCUAGAGCUACCCAGGCCCCCUCAAGCACAGCAGCUGCGCCAGAGGUCACUGCUAUCACAGGGUGCCACCUCCACGCCUCAGACCUAUACUGUUUCGCUGGUAAGACAGAGUACCUAGUGGACAUCAAGGUCACUGCCACUACCGAUGUUCCUUCUCAAUACACUGACUGCCACUCUCAUGGCUCUGAUACGUUCUGUGUGGACUCGGAUGGUGAAGAUGUUUCUGUCAAGGCUGAAGGUGCCGAGUCUGAAGAGAAGGACACUCAUAAGGAAGGUGAAGAGGAACAUGGCCACGACCAUAGCCAUGAAGAAGGCGCGACCGAAACUGGAUCCGCUGAUAAGGCAGCUGAUAGCAACCAGCAUUGCCAUUUCCAUGCUGGUGUUGAACACUGUACAGGCGGAAGCGGCCACGGUGAGACGAGCGAGGCAGAGGCUGGUCCUGGCUCUUCAGCUUGCCAACCUCGCAGAAGAGACUACGAUGUUGGUCUCCGUGUCGGUCUUCUCUUCGUUAUUCUGGCCACCGGUGCCUUGGGUGUCUUUGGGCCUAUCUUAUUGCACAAGAUGAUGCCCAGCAAACUAAACGUCGUCCUCAUCGUGCUGAAGCAAUUCGGUACUGGUAUCAUCAUCUCUACCGCCUUUGUUCACCUCUACACUCACGCAUUCCUUAUGUUCAGCAACCAAUGCAUUGGUGAUUUGGGCUACGAGGCUACCACGUCAGCUCUCGCCAUGGCCGGUAUCUUCCUGUCUUUCCUCGUCGAAUACAUCGGAAACCGCGUUGUUCUCGCAAAGACAAAGGCAUCGGCUGAUCUCUCCGUGGCUGAGAGAAAGAACGCGUGGCUAUCCACCGAAGUCUUCAGCGUUCUUGUUAUGGAAGUUGGUAUUCUGUUCCACUCUCUUCUCAUCGGUUUGACACUCGUUGUCGCUGGCGAUGAAUACUUCCUCACUCUCUUCGUCGUCAUUCUCUUCCACCAAAUGUUUGAAGGCAUCGCUCUCGGAAGCCGAAUCGCUACUAUCGGUACUGCUGCCGACACUCACGGUGCCGCCGUUCCUCGCACUUCUCAAGACACAUCCUCCGCCCAAGACUCAGACAAGGCUCCCCCUGCGGCUACCGAGACCAUUCCUAACGAGGAGAUUGCCCCUACCGGUCUAACCAUGAAGAAGAAGCUCGGUCUUGCUUCGCUCUUUGCCUUCAUCACUCCUAUCGGAAUGGCCAUUGGCAUUGGUGUUCUGCAAAAGUUCAACGGUAACGAUAAGUCCACCCUUAUCGCCAUCGGUACGCUCGACGCUGUCUCUGCCGGUAUCCUCAUGUGGGUUGGUCUUGUCGAGAUGUGGGCUGCAGACUGGAUGACUGGAGGACAUGGUCACAAGGCUGAGCUUGCCGAAGCCAGCGCUCUCACUACCACCCUUGCGUUCAUAGGCUUGGUUGCUGGUCUAGUAGUGAUGAGUCUUUUGGGCAAAUGGGCGUAA
This is a messenger RNA of Fusarium coffeatum, 1551 nucleotides long. RefSeq lists its product as uncharacterized. Gene Ontology annotation, biological process: zinc ion transmembrane transport. The record is from RefSeq and is a predicted model, not a curated record. The transcript has 6 exons. The coding region runs from base 1 to 1551 and encodes 516 amino acids. NCBI's taxonomy places the organism in Eukaryota, Fungi, Ascomycota, Sordariomycetes, Hypocreales, Nectriaceae. Gene Ontology annotation, cellular component: plasma membrane. Gene Ontology annotation, molecular function: zinc ion transmembrane transporter activity.